Rhizoctonia solani is the source of this 4485-nucleotide messenger RNA. RefSeq names its product Retrotransposable element Tf2 protein. The transcript has 3 exons. Lineage: Eukaryota; Fungi; Basidiomycota; Agaricomycetes; Cantharellales; Ceratobasidiaceae. The record is from RefSeq and is a predicted model, not a curated record. Gene Ontology annotation, molecular function: nucleic acid binding; zinc ion binding. Gene Ontology annotation, biological process: DNA integration. Bases 1 to 4485 code for a protein of 1494 amino acids.
AUGGCAACCCGCUCCCGGCCAGCCUCUCGAACCCGCUCCCCAAUCGAUCAAGGGGAGCUGGGACCCCAACUUCCGGCAACCCCCUAUGUCGAAAUCGGGGAAGUCUCCCUCGAGCGAAUUACAAGCCUCCUCCUUGGCCUCCUCGGCCAAGUUGAGCACCUUGAGCGGAAAGUGGAAGAAGUCCGAGAAGCAGGGGUUGAGGCCCGUACCAACCUUGAGAACAUCUCUCAAGCCGUCGAUACUGUCAAGGAUGGGCUUAGAAGCCUCCAACUCCACGGGCCCCGGACCCCAGAGGACACAAAACCCCCGGCCGUGGAAGCAACGCCACGCCCCUUAUCAAAAGUCGACCCUGUUGGAUUGGCUAUGCCCCCGCGAGUCCCAUCUCCCCCUCCAUCUCCGCGUCUCCGAUCCCCAAUCGGGACAGCUGCCCCUCCUCCUCCGGCUCCAGUUGCCACCUAUCCCGCUCCGGUCAAGGUUGACCACCCCGACGCCUACACAGGCAAAAUAGGGAGCAAAGCAAAGCAGUGGCUGACCCGGAUGUUGGCCUGGACCCGCCUCAAUUCGCGGAUGUUCCCCACCGACCAAGAGGUACUAUCCUUCCUCUUGAUGAACAUGAAGGACACCGCUGGGGCCUGGGCCCACCCUCACCUUGACCAACUUGGUUCACAUCGGGCCAUCAUUCAAACGGUUGAAGGAUUUAAAACGGAGUUCUUGGCAGCAUUCGGCAACCCUGACGCCACAAGGGCCGCUGAGCGGAAAAUUACAACGCUUACCCAAUCCGGCACAUGCGCGGAUUACAUCACGAAGUUCAGAACCUUAGCCAUGGAACUGGACUGGAACGACGCGGCCCUCCGAGGCCAGUUUGCCCGCGGCCUUCACUGGGAAGUCAGCCGUCAGAUUGCCACCCGCGAACACCGACCCCGCACCCUCCUUGAGCUGCAAAAUGCAGCACUCGUCAUCGACAACGCUCUCCGCAAAGAGCGAGCUAGCCACCCGCCAAGGGAUAAUAAGUCUAGCAAAACACCCAACCCCGCAAGGGGGACGAGUACUGGCCAAAUUACAACCGGUUCAAAGAAACUCUCUGACGACCCCAACUUUGUGUCAGAAGAGGAACGCAAUCGCCGCCGCGCCGCUGGCGCCUGUAUCAAAUGCGGCAAAAUGGGUCACAAGUUUGCGGAAUGCCGCACGGGUUGGAAGGCUACCCCUAUCGAGGACAAGGGGAAAGCCAAGGAAACCGCCAAAAUUGGCAAAGACUCUGGAUCCCAAUCGGGAAAAGAUACCAAUAGACACGCCCCCCUUUUUACAAUUCCAAUCCAACCAGAAAAGAAAGCGGAAACAUUAGAAGUCCUGAUUGACUCAGGCGCCACAUCCUCCUUCCUCCACCCACGCACCGCCGAGGCACUACGUCUCCCUCUAAUAGACCUUCCUUCACCCCGUACCGUUACCAUGCUCGAUGGGUCAAGCCCCCAGGCAGGAAAAAUCUGGAAAAAGGCAGUACUUACCUUUACCUAUGAUGGCAAGAAGAUGACGGAGACCUUCCUCAUCUGUAAUACCGGCAGUCAUGCAGCCAUCCUAGGUUUAAAAUGGUUAGACGCCCACAAUCCGGAAAUAGACUGGAAUACGCGCACACUCUCCUUCCCACACACUCUGCCAGAACAUGUGGCCAUCGCCGAGGAGGAAGAAGCUGACCAAAACCCCUUAGAAGGAGUACCCUCCAAGUACCACCAAUAUGCCAAGGUAUUCGGAGAAGAAGAAUUCAAUAAGCUCCCUCCUCACAGGCAUUACGAUAUAGGAAUUGAACUAACAGAGGAAGGCCCCCUUAACUUGCCUCUGUAUAGUAUGACCAAUGCCGAAUCCGCCACACUCAAGGAUUGGCUCAGGGACGAGCUCAAAGCUGGGAAGAUCUGUCCCAGCAAAUCAUCUAUCAGUUCCCCCGUCAUGUUUGUCCCUAAGAAAGAUGGUUCCCGCCGCCUGGUUGUCGACUAUCGCCGCCUUAACAACCGGACAAAGAAAAACGUUUAUCCACUACCCCGUCCAGAUGACCUCAUGGCCCAGCUCCGUGGUGCCAAGGUUUUCACUAAAUUAGAUCUAAGAUGGGGUUACAACAAUGUCCGAGUUAAGGAAGGAGAUGAAUGGAAGACUGCAUUCCGCACCAAGUAUGGACUAUACAAAUCCCUAGUCAUGACCUUUGGUCUCACCAACGCUCCCGCCGCCUUUCAACACUUCAUGAACGAACUGUUCAAAGACCUAUUGGACGUAUGCGUCAUCAUAUAUCUUGAUGACAUCCUGAUCUAUUCUAAGGAUGACGCUUCCCACACACAACACGUUCAUGAGGUCCUAAAGCGGCUAAUGGAGAACCAACUGUUCUGCAAGGCGUCCAAAUGCACCUUCCACGUCACCUCUGUGGAAUACUUGGGAAUCAUUGUCUCGGAUAAGGGUUUCAGUCUGGAUAAGCUCAAGAUCCAGGCGGUACAAGAAUGGCCGACACCUACCAAAGUCAAGGAAGUUCAAUCGUUCCUGGGAUUUGCCAAUUUCCUCCGUCGCUUUGUUGCCAACUUUAGCCACAUGGCUAGGCCGCUACACAACCUAGUCAAGAAAGACACGCCUUGGAAAUGGGACACAAAGGAGCAAGAAGCAUUCCAAGGGCUAAAAAACGCCAUUACCAACGCCCCUGUACUCUGCCACGCCGACCCUACCAAGCCUUAUUUCCUUGAGACAGACGCAUCUGGCGUGGCCCUAGGAUCCAUACUCAGUCAACGCCAAGAGGACGGACGCCUGCAUCCGCUGGGAUUCCUGUCAGAAUCAUUCAAAGGUGCUGAACAGAAUUAUGACACCCACAAUAAGGAACUGCUGGCCAUUAUCCGGUCAUUUGAAUACUGGCGCAUAUUCUUGGAAGGUACCCUGCACCCCAUAACGGUUUUCACUGACCAUUGGAACCUGGAGUACUGGAAAGAGUCUAGAACCUUCAACCGUCGCCACGCACGAUGGCACCUUCUCCUUGCCGGUUACAACUUCCAGAUAGUCUAUUGCCCAGGGAAACAGUCAGGGAAACCAGACGCCCUCUCACACCGCUCGGAUCAUGCCGAUGUUCCCCCCGCCAAUCAAACAAUGCUUCCAGACCCUGUAUUUGCCAAUGUUGCCCUAGUCACACCAGAAAGGGAAUUACAACGGCAGAUUGAGUUGUCCCUGGAUCAGGACAAGUCGCUAGAAGAAAUCCUCCAAUUCCUACAGAACGAGUCCAAGGCACCGCCCUCCAUCAAACGCGCAUUCAAGGAUUAUGAGAUGGAGGCCGGUCUACUUUUCUAUCAAGGACGAAUUGUAGUCCCCGACGUCGGAACACUAAGGACAGAUCUGCUCCGCAUCUUCCAUGAUAGCCCCCUGGCAGGACACCCGGGAAGACAACGCACCCUGGAAUUGGUAUCGAGAAAUUACUACUGGCCGGGCAUCCGCAGUGACACGUAUUGGCAUGUAGACUCCUGUGAAACGUGCCAACGGAUCAGGAAGCCCAGAUACGUGCCUAUUCCACCCCAGCCUCUAGAACUACCGACCAGACCCUGGCAACAUGUUUCCUACAACAUGAUUGUAGACUUACCAAAGGACGGAAAUCACGACUCGAUCCUGGUCAUCAUUGACAGCUUCACUAAGUACGGGAUAUUUGUCAAAUGCUCCAAGAAACUAAAAGCCCCGGAACUAGCGGAAUUAUUCUUGGAGCACGUAUGGAAACGACACGGCAUGCCUGAAAAAACGGUCUUGGAUAGAGGGAGGGUGUUCAACAAUAAGUUCCUGAAGGCCCUGUACAAACGUCUGGGAAUCGAUCCCCACUUCUCCUUGGUGUAUCAUCCCCAGAGCGACGGCCAAACUGAACGGGUCAACCCGUCCAUCAAACAUUUCCUAAGGGCAUACUCUGGCAUCAACCAACGGGACUGGACAAAAUGGCUGCCCAUGGCGGAGUUUGCAUACAACAACGCCGUACAUAGCAGCACGGGCAAAACUCCUUUCAAAGCCCUGUAUGGCUGGGAACCUACCCUAACCCCAUCAAACGUACCAACGGACGUCCCGGAAGCAGACGACCUGGCCCAAACAAUGGAGACACAGUGGAGGGAGGUGGAAUCAGCACUCCGACAGUCCAAACAACGGAUGACAGCCGGAGAAGAUGGAAGCCCAACGGAAUUCGAGAUCGGAGAAGAAGCUUGGCUAGACGCCAAGAACGUUAACCUUAAAACACUGAGUCCCAAACUAACGGAACAACGUCUGGGACCAUUCAAGGUUAUCGAAAAAAUCUCUGACCGGGCUUAUCGUCUAGAGCUUCCCCCAACUAUGAGGAUCCACAACGUCUUCUAUGUGGGACUCCUAUCCAAGGUAAAAAGGGACAAAAAACGUAACUUUGAAAAUUGUCCCCCACCGGUCACCGUGGACGGAGAAGAAGAAUACAAGGUCGAGGGAAUCACUGAUGCCGAAGAAAGGGACGGAGAAUGGUUCUUCUGA